AUGGAUGCAGCUACAGCAACUGAAUCCAAGCCAUUCUCGGACAGUACAUCAGAAAAUAAGGAUAGAUUGGAUGAAUCUGAAUACCCAAAGUCACGAUCUUCCAAAUUCCGCUUCAAAUCAUCGAGAUCAAGGAGCCAUCAUUCGAAGCACGAAGACCAUGAUGACCGCCAUCGCCAUCGGCGUCGUCACCACCAUCGUCAUAAAUCCCAGCAUUCGUCCAAACGCCAAAAGAUUGAUCAAGAUCCUCCGGCAUCGCCUGGUCACAAUGAGCGGCGGUCACUCUCGCCCGAUACAGCGUUCCGCGAAUCACUAUUUGAUGCGAUGGGCGAUGAUGAAGGGGCGGCAUAUUGGGAGUCUGUGUACGGCCAACCAAUCCACACAUAUGCCGUUCCAUCGGUCCCCAAGGGUCCCGACGGGGAGUUGGAGCGCAUGACAGACGAGGAGUAUACUGCCUAUGUACGAGCACGGAUGUGGGAACGAUCACAUGAGGGAAUAAUGGAGGAGCGCGAACGGCAAAGACGAGAAAAGGCCAAGGCAAAACAGCGUUCUGAAGCAGGGCAGCAAGCGGACAAGGAUCGUGCGCGAUUCAAUGAAGCUUUAGAGGAAAGCCUGCGGCGAGGCGAAAAACGGAGGCGCGCUAAGCUAUGGGAAACAACUUGGGAAAAGUACUUGAAAAGCUGGGAAGAGCUUAGUGCUUUGUCAUCGUCGGCAUCAAAGCCUCAAAAUGAGGAUGCGGAAGCUAAAAGCCAGUUCUUCAUAAGAAACCAUAUCCAUUGGCCCGUUGAUACUGGGAAACGACGCGAUAUUUCCCACGAAGCAGUAAAGGAGUUCAUGGAACAUGCCCCUGCCACUUCUGAAUCUUCAGCAGCACAUGAGGACUUACUAAGCACACUCAAGGCUGAGCGAAUACGCUGGCAUCCAGAUAAGAUGCUUCAUCGUUACGGAAGUCUGGGAUUGAAAGACGAAAAGGCGCUGGUGCAGAGCGUUACAGAAGUUUUCCAAAUCCUGGAUCAGCUAUGGAUUGAGGAGAAAGGACGGCGUUCCAAAGGCUAA
Molecule: messenger RNA, 1053 nt
Organism: Talaromyces atroroseus
Lineage: Eukaryota; Fungi; Ascomycota; Eurotiomycetes; Eurotiales; Trichocomaceae
Exons: 1
Coding region: 1-1053 (350 amino acids)
Biological process (GO): canonical NF-kappaB signal transduction
Source: RefSeq, a predicted model, not a curated record